Molecule: messenger RNA, 2054 nt
Organism: Klebsormidium nitens
Lineage: Eukaryota; Viridiplantae; Streptophyta; Klebsormidiophyceae; Klebsormidiales; Klebsormidiaceae
Source: the annotation of a GenBank genome assembly
AUGUGGAUCUUUUUAGUGAUGGCGGCGCUCUACUUCUUCGUCCUGGGCAUUGCUCGGUGCUGCGGCCUUUGGAUGCCUACCUACGAGAGCUUUGGGCCGGGCUGCUGGACAGCUAUCUUCCGCAAGCAGAAGAUGCGCAACGUCGAUGACGUUGACUCGCUGACGCAAGCCCCGGCUGGAUCAGAGAGCGCCGCACACAGUUUCACAGUAGUUUCUACUAAGAACGCCCACUUUAAAGGGGGCGUCUGCGACGCGUACCCCUUCCGUCAGGCCCACGAUGCCGACGGCACUGUUUUACCCCAAACUCGGUGCCGACGGCAGCUGCCGCCCGUGUUUUUGGGCAUUUUCGUGGCGAACUUUACCCCCAAGACCAAUGCCAAGAUGUGGCAGGAGGCGCGAAAGACGGAGCGGAAAGUCCAUGCUUACAUGGACGCAGCCAAAGUGCGGGCUGAAAAGAAAGCAGCAUGGUUUGCAAUUAUGCGGGGUGAUCCUGUGCAGAGCCUGAGGGUGACCGGCACAAGCUGCAAGCUACACCAUGACAUUGGCGCGUAUCGUGCCACUGAGAACAAUGAAGGACUGAUUGCUUGGAAUGGCAAGGAAGACCAUCUGAUUGACAGAUUUGAUGGUCGGGCGCUUCUCGAUUUCAUUCGUCAGUAUGACCCAAAGUUGCGGCCACCAAGGGAGAAGACUGAGGAAGAGCAAGAACUCGAUGAGCUGUGCAACUACGAAAGAUACAAAGACAUAAUCAAGCAACGGCGCAAAGGAUUGACUGACGAAGAAGGCCUUGAGGAAGUUGAGGAAGCCAUCAUAGCCAAGGCAGCAACCGCAACUGACAAGGAGAAGUCAAGUGGCGGCAAGCAAAGCUAUGCCAAGAUCGGAUAUUCAUAUGACGGCUCUGCGCCUCCUCAAGAAGAAGAGAGCGACGAGGAUGAGAAGUCUCCGCGUGGGUCGGAGGAGAGCAGCAGCGAUGAUUCUGAAGACGAGGACAUCGAGAAACUGGCAGAAGGUUAUGGGGUCGAAGAGUUUCAUCGGUUGGUCCGCUCAGACAAGAAGGCUCGGGCAGAUGCAAGGGCGGCAAAGAACGCAGCAGAUCAUACUGAACCCGGUCAAAAAAAGAUGAACCGGAAGGAGCGCAAAAAAGCUGGACUCUUGAACAAGGACAAGCCUAAAUUCCCAGUGGAGCCGGCGAGGUCUGAACGCCGUUCCAGUCCCUCAUAUGAUCCUGUUCCAGCAAGAAGACGACGAUCCCGGUCUCGCAGCCCGUCCCCCUACUAUCGCCGCAGCUCCAGUCAUCGCGGCCGCUCAGAACGCGAAGCCCUGCCGAAAACGGAAUUCAUCACUGAGUUUGAGGGGUCGUUAUCGGGGCUGCCGUCAGGGCCUCCCCCAAUUCCCCCGCCUGAGAAGUCUAGCCGUGACGGGUCCUCUGGCCCGGGCACAAUUCUUGAGGCCCUGCGCUCUGAUCCUGCGCAAGCAGCAGCGCCCGGGGUUGUAGGCCUUGGGCCAAAACCGCACAUUCGCACAUCAGAGCCAAGGGCUCCCCCUUCCAGAGAUGCGACGUCAGCCGCUCUCGCCAAGCUCAGCAAGGGCAGCGUCGGCCCUUCAAAGGCGCCCGGUGAAAAGAAAGAGACGCCGCAGGAACGGCUGAAACGGAUCAUGAGUAAGCAGCUCACAAAGCAAAUAAAGAAAGACACCGUGAGUGAGAGUGAGAAGAAGCGGGAAGCCGACAAACUUCGGCAGCAAAAGCUAGAGGAGACGCGCCGUUUGGCAGGACACUCAGAGCGGAGGCGCAGCCGGUCGCCGCCUCAGCGGCAUCGCAGUCGAAGUCCAUACCGCUCCAGCCGGAGAAGCCCCUCCCGCUCCCCCUCGAGGUCGCCUAGCAGGGAUAGGAGUAGGAGUCGUGGGUCAUCAUACCACCGCGAUCGUGACCGUGAUAGAGACCGCAAGCACUAGGUCUUGCCAUGUUUCGAGAUUCCGUCCUGCUGUGUCAUCUGAGUAGUUUGUAAGGGCGCCGUUCGAAGCAUGUGGGCUUUAGGUGGGAGCAUCUCGAAUCGUAG